Molecule: messenger RNA, 1425 nt
Organism: Emericellopsis cladophorae
Lineage: Eukaryota; Fungi; Ascomycota; Sordariomycetes; Hypocreales; Bionectriaceae
Product: Protein SGT1 A-like protein
Exons: 1
Coding region: 1-1425 (474 amino acids)
Biological process (GO): protein stabilization
Molecular function (GO): protein-folding chaperone binding
Source: RefSeq, a predicted model, not a curated record
AUGGGCUACGUCGAGACAGCUCACGCGGGCCUCACGGCUCUCGAUGCCCGCAACUACGACCUCGCCCUCACGAACCUCACCACAGCCCUCAGCUCGUCGCUGAACCCAAAGUGGCUCAUCGCCCGCUCCAAGGCACUCGUCGGACUGUCCCGCUUCGCAGAGGCUCUCCACGAUGCCGAUCUCGCCUACCACACGGCUGUGAACCGCUCGAACCGGGAGCUCAUGACAGAGGCCCAGCAUCGCCGUGCCGUCGCCUACAACCGUCUGGGUGAGCUGGCCAACGCUGACGCAUGCUGCAUCUACGUGCAGUGGAUGACGGAGAAGAAAAGUCUAACCGGAGGUGUCGACCCGGCCGACGCCUUCACCAACGAGAAUGGUCUGUGGACGGCUACCCUCGAGGACGCCAAGAAAGAGGCGCAGGAAUCGCAGUUUGGCGGUUCUGCGACGCGCGACGCGGGCAUGGCCGGCGCAAUGCAGCAGAACCAAGGCCCGUCUGCCGCACAAUGGAAGUUGAGCGAUGUGCUGCGAAGGCAAAUCCUUUUCAAGUUGGACCAACUAGACGGGCAAGAUCCAGCGCGAAAGCGGACCGCCCGCGUAGUGCCACCCAAAAAAGACUUUAACAGACUGGGUGAAGCUGCCGAGUCCAAGGACAAAGAACCUGUGGUCGUCGAGGCUCAGAAGCCUGUGGUGAGCUCGGCGGGGGCGACUGCGCCCAAAGACACGACCCUCCGCAUCCAGGAUUUCCAGAGCGCUACCUCCAUGAGCGCUUCCAUCUUCUCAAAGGGCAACGACAAGAACACUGUCAAAGUCGAAUUUGGAAAAGACUGGGUGACAGUUGACCCUCUGAUCUAUCCCGAUGGAUCCAAGAAGAGCUUUGCGGCUAAGCUCGCAGGGGAGGUAGACCCGGAAGCCUGCAAAUACACCGUUAUGCCAAGCAAGAUAGAGCUUUCACUGAACAAAGCACAGCCUGGCAAGUGGUCCGGCCUAGGGAAGACCGGUACGGUUGAGGAGAUGGGAGCUUUUAAGAGCCCUACCACAGACCAGGCUUCUUCUCAACCAACAACGACCGCCACCGCACCAAUGGCCUCCUCCGCGCCAGUUGAGUCAAAGACAGAAGCCACCCAAGACAAAACGAAGCCCACGGAGGCAGCACAGCCACCAGUGUCCUCGUACCCAACCUCAUCGCGCGGCGGUCCAAAGAACUGGGACAAGAUUCUGGGUGAGGACGAGGAGGAAGAGGAAGCCGGUGUCAACGACUUUUUCAAGAAGCUCUACAAGAAUGCUACACCUGAACAACAGCGUGCGAUGAUGAAGAGUUUCACGGAGAGCAGCGGUACGAGUCUGAGCACGGACUGGAACGAUGUCAAAGAAAGGACCGUAGAGACGGUGCCGCCCGAGGGCGUGGAGGCAAAGAAGUGGAAGUAG